AGGACCAAGGCGCUCGCUAACGCGGGCAGUCUGCCGCUGGGCGCGCUGGUGUCUCCCUUUGCCCCCGCCGCGGUUGGCGCCCCGGCGGAGGAACCGGCGCUGCGCAGGGACCCGGCGAGGUGCGCGCGGUGCGCGGCGUUCGUGUCCCCGUUCUGCGCGGUGGACACCGCCAACGGCAUGUGGAGGUGCUGCUUCUGCGGUUGCGAUAACUCCGACGCGAUGUUCGCGGUUGGCGCCCCCGGCGCGGCGGCUGGCUUUCCGGAGCUGACGCGUGUCGACGUCGAGUACCUCACGGACGCGGCGGCGGCGGCCGCCUCGGGCGCGGGUUCCGCCUCGACGCCGCCCGCGGUGGUGUUUGUGGUUGACGAGUCGAUGGACGACGACGAGAGCGCGUCGUUGCGCCGGUCGCUGCUCCGGUGCGUUCGGGGCUCGGAUCCCUCGACGCGAGUGGGAUUUUUGACGUACGCCGCCGCCGUCGCCGCGUACGACCUCUCGGUCAACACGGGGGUGGCGGCGGCGGAGGUGCUCCCGGGAAGUAGGUCGCCGACGCCCGAGGACGUCGAGGACCUGGUCGGGGAUGGUCGAAUGUACGUCGCGCCGCUGAGCGAAUGCGCCGACGCAAUCGACGCCAUCGUCUCCUCGCUUCGACCCGCGAGCGGCGGCGGGAGCGUGAGGAGGCGACCGAGGUGCCUCGGACCGGCGCUGGAGACCGCCGUCGCGCUGCUGAGGCACGGUACGACGGGCGGCGGUGGCGGCACAGCUGGCGGUAGGGUGGUUGUGUGCGCGAGCGGACCGGCGACCCGUGGGCCGGGUGGCGUCGCCGCGGAUGAGGACUCGGAACUCUUCGACUUUGAGGAGAAGGCGGCGAAGGAGUACGUGGACGAGCUGUCCAUCACGAUCGCUAAGCUUGGGGUGUCGGUCGACAUACUGGUUGGGGGUAGAGAGGCUGUGGGGGCGCUGAAAUUAGCGCCCCUUGCCGAUGCCACCGGCGGUGUCAUCCUCCUCCUCGAGGACUUUGGCGAAUCGUUCUUCGAGAACUUGAGCGCGGCGGUGCGACGACCCGCGAGUAACGGCGCCAUCUUCACCGUCCGUGCUUCCGCGGGCAUCGGCUGCGCCCGGGUGAUUGGCGCUGUGGAGGCAUUGUCGAAAGCGGCGGCGACGUUGGCGACUGCGCCGUCUCUCCCGGCAAGUGACUCAGCUUCGACCGCCAAGGAAGCCGCGGAUGCCUUCCGCCUGAAGAGCAGGGAUAUCUCGCAGGCGAGUCACGUUCACGUUCAGUUUGUGGCUUGGUUUCCAUCACCCGAGGGUGGCCGCGUCGCUCGGUGCAUGACCAGGCGGAUCCCAGUGGCUCCAUCCAUGCCGGCUUAUCUGCGCGGGGUCGAUAGCUCGGUAGCCGCCGUCCUCGCCGCGAAGAAGACUGCGCUGGACGCCCAGUCUGACGCCGUUGGACCGAAGGAGGCUUGCAAGCGGGUGGAGGCGAGGGUGCUCGAUGUGGCGGAUGUCUUCGCGCGACGCGACGCCGACGGCGGUUCGCUUCACGAUCCGUUCCCGCGUGAGCUCGGGGACUUCGCCGAGGCCAUGUACCACCUGCUCAGGGGUCCCAUGCUCGGCACGUUGGCGGGUCACGAGGACGAGCGAGCGGCGAUGAGGCAGCUUUUCCUUGGCGCCGGCGAGGCGUUGGCGCGGAGCAUGCUGGUUCCCCGGCUGUAUGUCUGGCGCGGCGGGGACGUUUUCGAGAAGAUCCCGCCGGCGGACCUCGCCCUCAGGAGCGUGGACGCGCUCGUGCUCGACCACGGCACGGAUGUUUUCGUGUGGGUCGGUCACGGCGUGUCCGCGGACGAGGAGAGGUUGGCGGCGGCGCGGGGAGCCGCGGCGGGGCACGCGGCGACAGUCGCGGCGGGAAGGUUCCCGGUGCCGAGGGUGAGGAUGUUCAGGGAGGGCAGCUCGCAGGCGAGGUACAUGGUGUCGCGACUCAUGCCGCUACAUCGCGAUGCGCCCCACGAGCAGGACGCGAUGUUUCCCCCCGUGCGUUCCCUGUCCCCCAACGAGCGGAAAGCGCUGAUGGAGUCGUUCCUGCCGACGGAUGAUUUUUCUUUUUUCGGGUGGAUGAGGCAACUCGGCCUCGCGGCUCCCCUGGACGGGUCUUCAGUGAAACUGAGGAUGAUGAGCGGCGAUGACACCUCGACGACCGCGUCUAGUCUUAUUUUGUAG
This is a messenger RNA of Micromonas commoda, 2211 nucleotides long. RefSeq lists its product with no specific name. Gene Ontology annotation, molecular function: zinc ion binding; GTPase activator activity. Gene Ontology annotation, biological process: endoplasmic reticulum to Golgi vesicle-mediated transport; intracellular protein transport; COPII-coated vesicle cargo loading. The annotation marks the transcript as partial. Lineage: Eukaryota; Viridiplantae; Chlorophyta; Mamiellophyceae; Mamiellales; Mamiellaceae. The record is from RefSeq and is a predicted model, not a curated record. The transcript is spliced from 4 exons. Gene Ontology annotation, cellular component: endoplasmic reticulum exit site; COPII vesicle coat.